AUGGGCGUCGUCAGGGUCCCCGCGAACCGAUACUGGGGCGCGCAGACGCAGCGGUCGCUGCAGAACUUCAAGAUCGGCGGCGAGAAGAUGCCGAUGGAGAUCCUGCGCGCGCUCGCCAUCGUGAAGCACGCCGCGGCGACGGUGAACCAAGAUCUGGGCAAGCUGGACGCGCCCCGCGCCGCCGCCAUUCGCGCCGCCGCGCUCGAAGUCAUCGAAGGCAAACUCGACGAGAACUUCCCCCUCGUCGUGUGGCAGACCGGGUCCGGGACGCAGACGAACAUGAACGUGAACGAGGUGAUCAGCAACCGCGCGAUCGAGAUCAUGGGCGGCGUCGUCGGGAGCAAGUCGCCCGUGCACCCGAACGACCACGUCAACAUGUCGCAGUCGUCCAACGACACGUUCCCCACCGCGAUGUCCGUCGCGACCGCGUACGAGGUCCAGGAGGGUCUGAUGCCCGCGCUUCGCGUCCUUCGCGACGACCUGGACGCCAAGUCGGAGGCGUGGAGCGGGAUCGUGAAGAUUGGCCGGACGCACCUCAUGGACGCGGUGCCAAUCACGCUCGGGCAAGAAUUCGGCGGCUACGCGCAACACGUGCGAAACUCGCUCCUGCGCGCCAAGGCGUCCAUGGUGCAUCUCACCGAGCUCGCGAUCGGCGGCACCGCGGUCGGCACCGGGAUUAACUCGCACCCGGAGUACGCGGAGCGGAUGGCGAGGCAGAUAUCCAAGCUCACCGGGCUGCCGUUCGUCUCCGCGCCGAAUAAGUUUGAAUCGCUCGCCGCGCACGACGCGCAGACGGCGCUCUCGGGGAUGUUGAAGACCAUGGCGCUGUCGCUUCUGAAGAUCUCGAACGACGUCCGCAUGCUCGGCAGCGGCCCGCGCGCGGGGCUCGGAGAGCUCUCGCUCCCCGCGAACGAGCCCGGGAGCAGCAUCAUGCCCGGGAAGGUGAACCCGACGCAGUGCGAGGCGAUGAUGAUGGUGUGCGCGCAAGUCGUCGGGAACGACAUGGGCGUCGCGAUGGGCGGCGCCGCGGGAUCCCACUUUGAGCUCAACGUCGCGAAGCCUCUGAUCGCGUACAACAACCUGCAGAGCAUCAAGCUGCUGUCCGAGGCGAGCGUGAGCUUCGCGGAAAAUUGCGUCCGCGGGAUCGAGCCGAACAUCGAGAGGAUCGACGAGCUCAUGCGGUCGUCGCUCAUGCUCGUGACGGCGUUGAACCCGCACAUCGGGUACGACAACGCGGCGAAGAUCGCGAAGAAGGCGCACGCGGAGGGGAGCACGCUGAAAGAGGCGGGGGUGCGGCUGGGGUUGCUGACGUCCGAGCAGUUCGACGAGUGGGUGCGGCCGGAGUUGAUGACCGCGCCGGAGGUGCCGCCGACGUCGAAGCUGUGA
Messenger RNA from Micromonas pusilla CCMP1545, 1386 nucleotides. RefSeq lists its product as uncharacterized. Gene Ontology annotation, cellular component: tricarboxylic acid cycle heteromeric enzyme complex. The record is from RefSeq and is a predicted model, not a curated record. Gene Ontology annotation, biological process: malate metabolic process; tricarboxylic acid cycle; fumarate metabolic process. The coding region runs from base 1 to 1386 and encodes 461 amino acids. NCBI's taxonomy places the organism in Eukaryota, Viridiplantae, Chlorophyta, Mamiellophyceae, Mamiellales, Mamiellaceae. The transcript has 2 exons. Gene Ontology annotation, molecular function: fumarate hydratase activity.